GGCGAUUCCGGCGUGCGAGGCCCUUGGAGGGCAAGGCUCCAGGGCCUGGCUGAGGGGCACGAGAGGCACGCUGGAAGUUGUAGUUCGAGCGGCCACGAGGGCGGAUUGAGGGUGGCGGCGGAAAGGACUCGUCGUCCCGGCGUGCCGUGCGCCUCAGCCCGCGCGCUCGCUGCUUCUCGCUCUCGCCCGCCCGCCCGCUGCCUUGCUUGCUCGCGCUUUCGCUCCCGCUCUCCUCGCGGAUCGUGGUGGCUCUGACCACAGCCUGCGGCUGGGAAGGGCGACCGAGGCGGCGGCUCAGGGCAAACGAGGCUGCAGUGGUGGUGGUGGUGAUAGGAAGAUGUCGGGCGAGGACGAGCAGCAGGAGCAAACUAUCGCCGAAGACCUGGUCGUGACCAAGUAUAAGAUGGGGGGCGACAUCGCCAACCGGGUUCUCCGGUCCCUGGUGGAAGCCUCCAGCUCAGGUGUGUCCGUGCUGAGCCUAUGUGAGAAAGGUGAUGCCAUGAUAAUGGAGGAGACGGGAAAAAUCUUCAAGAAAGAAAAGGAAAUGAAAAAGGGUAUUGCCUUUCCCACCAGUAUUUCCGUGAACAACUGCGUGUGUCACUUCUCGCCUUUGAAGAGUGACCAGGACUAUGUUCUGAAGGAAGGAGACCUCGUAAAGAUUGACCUGGGGGUCCACGUGGACGGGUUCAUUGCCAACGUGGCGCACACUUUCGUGGUUGACGUGGCUCAGGGGACCCACGUGACCGGGCGGAAAGCGGACGUCAUAAAGGCAGCUCACCUUUGUGCCGAAGCUGCCUUACGCCUGGUCAAACCUGGGAACCAGAACACACAGGUGACGGAGGCCUGGAACAAGGUGGCCCACUCGUUUAACUGCACGCCCAUAGAAGGUAUGCUGUCACACCAAUUGAAGCAACAUGUCAUCGAUGGAGAGAAGACAAUUAUCCAGAAUCCCACAGACCAACAGAAGAAGGACCACGAGAAAGCCGAAUUUGAGGUGCAUGAGGUGUACGCUGUGGAUGUGCUUGUGAGCUCCGGAGAGGGCAAGGCCAAGGAUGCAGGGCAAAGAACCACCAUUUAUAAGCGAGAUCCAUCUAAACAGUACGGCCUGAAAAUGAAAACCUCGCGUGCCUUCUUCAGUGAGGUGGAGAGGCGCUUUGAUGCCAUGCCAUUCACUUUAAGAGCUUUUGAAGAUGAAAAGAAGGCUCGCAUGGGUGUGGUGGAAUGUGCCAAACAUGAGCUGCUGCAACCGUUUAAUGUUCUCUAUGAGAAGGAGGGUGAAUUUGUUGCCCAGUUUAAAUUCACAGUUCUGCUCAUGCCCAAUGGCCCCAUGAGGAUAACCAGCGGUCCCUUUGAGCCCGACCUUUACAAGUCUGAGCUGGAGGUGCAGGAUGCAGAGCUGAAGGCUCUCCUCCAGAGUUCUGCAAGUCGGAAAACCCAGAAAAAGAAGAAAAAGAAGGCCUCCAAGACCGCAGAGAAUGCCACCAGUGGGGAAACCCUAGAGGAGAAUGAAACUGGGGACUGAGGACCGCCCGCAGAGCAGGGUCUCCCUGCCCCACCCUAGCCCCCACCCUGUCCCUUCCAACAACCACCGGCUCCGACUGCCUGGUCUCAGGGGGGGUCCAGGCUUCCCAGCCGCCGAAGACUACUUUAAAUAGGAAAAAGAAAUUGGAUAAUAAAAUCAGGAGUCAAAAUC
Messenger RNA from Ochotona princeps (American pika), 1693 nucleotides. RefSeq names its product proliferation-associated 2G4 (gene PA2G4). Bases 338 to 1522 code for a protein of 394 amino acids. The transcript is spliced from 14 exons. The record is from RefSeq and is a predicted model, not a curated record. NCBI's taxonomy places the organism in Eukaryota, Metazoa, Chordata, Mammalia, Lagomorpha, Ochotonidae.